Molecule: messenger RNA, 2085 nt
Organism: Alternaria alternata
Lineage: Eukaryota; Fungi; Ascomycota; Dothideomycetes; Pleosporales; Pleosporaceae
Product: alpha/beta-hydrolase
Exons: 2
Coding region: 1-2085 (694 amino acids)
Source: RefSeq, a predicted model, not a curated record
AUGGCGCUCCAUAUACCCUUCCUGUCGCGCCUGCACAUCCGCGAGUACGUCGCCCUGUCGGUUUCCGUGUGUCUCAUCAUCCUCGAAUCCAUCAUCGCCGUCAUCACCCUCGCCCUGCCCACGCCCAUCAUCAACUUUUGCUACCGCCUGACCCGCCGCCUGUUCAACCACCUCUCCUCGCCCUCGUCCAAGCGCUCGCGCCAGAAGAAGAAGGGCGUGUGGAGCUCCAUCGCCAACGCAUCCGAUUUUACCGAGCUAUGCGACCUCUACGGCUACUACUGCGAGGAACACAUUGUACAGACCGGUGAUGGCUAUCUCCUGGGUCUGCACCGCCUGGGCUGGCGACAGGGCGAAGAAAACAUGCGCGUCAACAGCGGAGACAAGGCAAAAGGCCUCAAGAAGAAGGUUGUCUACCUCCACCACGGCCUGAUGAUGAACAGCGAGGUCUGGGUUUGCUUGACCGAUAAGCAGCGAUGCUUGCCGUUUGAGCUGGUGGAGCGAGGAUACGACGUCUGGCUCGGCAACAACCGCGGAAACAAGUACUCCAAGAAGAGCGUCCAUACUCCCCCUACUUCGAGCAGCUUCUGGAACUUCAGCAUGGACCAAUUCGCCUUCCACGACAUUCCCGACUCCAUUGCCUACAUUCUCGAGACUACGCAUCAGCCGUCGCUAUCGUACAUUGGCUUUUCCCAAGGUACUGCCCAGGCCUUUGCAACGUUAUCUAUCCAUCCUACGCUCAACGAGAAGGUAGAUGUUUUCAUUGCGCUAGCCCCAGCCAUGUCGCCCAAGGGCGUUGCGUCAGGCAUUGUCGACGCUUUCGUGAAAGCUUCUCCGGACAUUCUGUACUUGGCCUUUGGGCGCAAGACCAUUCUCCCGUCGGCGACCAUGUGGCAAUCUAUCCUAUAUCCACCCAUCUUCGUUCGCUUCAUUGACACAUCCCUGCGCUUCCUGUUCAACUGGUCCGCUGUCAACAUUCUGCCCGAGCAAAAGCUCGCAGCAUACCCACAUCUGUAUUCAUACACGUCGACCAAGAGCGUGGUACACUGGUUCCAGAUCAUUCGAAAUGGCACAUUUCAAAUGUACGACGAUGAAGCGCCAAACCCGAUCACCUCGAAUCGGUCCAAGUACUACAAAGUCGCCAAAUUUCCAACCAAGAACAUCAAAACGCCCAUUGUGCUUGUCUACGGUGGUUCAGACAGUCUAGUCGACAUUGAUGUUAUGCUAAAGGAGCUGCCGUCUCAUACCAUAGCAAAGGAAAUCCCCCACUACGAGCAUCUGGACUUUUUGUGGGCCGAGUCGGUCGACACUCUCGUUUUCCCACAUGUCUUUGAAGCACUGGAUAAAUUUGCAACUUCAGAAGCGGCAGCUCUAGAGGGUCAGAAACAACGACGCUUGCGAUCACCGGGCAGGUAUCAAGGUCUUUUGCCAGAAUCCAGUAAGCUCCCUGGGUUAGACGCCGAAGACUACGACGAAGACGAUGCGGGAGACGAGAGCGCGACAGCUCCAGUAGCGCUACGGACAAGAAAGGUGUCCCAGCCCUCGCGGACGCCGAGCUCCAUCGAUGGUACGACAUUAGCAGAAAGGCCGUUGUCAAUCAUGUCACCACCUCCGUCACACAGAAUGUCAACCAUGUCUACACCAGACCCCACAAACAGGAUGUCAACCAUAUCUACACCAGAUCCUUCAAAUAGGAUAUCGACCAUAUCCUUCAACUCCCCAGGUGCGUCAGUUGGCGAUUCGCAAAUCACGGAAAAGACCUCCACGUCUCGGCCUGAGGGAUGGUGGUCCUCGGACGAAGUCGCUGGUACGGAUCCGUCUCAAACUACCACACCCGCUAACCAGACCCCCGCCAGGAGGUCAAGCUUCGACAGCCAGCAGAGCACGAAGAGUAUGGCGGGCAAAUUCGGAGCCAAUGGUAUCACUCUUGGCGCGAGCAAAGCCGUCAGCGGACUCACACAAGGAGAAGGAUUCAACUUCGGCGAGGGCAGUAGUAACAAGAGUCAAAUCGAUCGGGAAAGACUACUGGAGGCGGAUAGGAAACAGCGGAGGAACGUCUUGAAGAAGAGGCAUCCAUCUAGUGGUUGA